CCCAAAGCGAUCGUAGACCGAGACGGACCGCCGACAAGAAGCUGCAGUCUUCACCGUUAAGAAUAUGUUGUCAGACAAAAAGGCGGCUCUCCUGCUGGUGACCGCGAUCACCGCCCUCAAAUUGGAGGAAAUGAAUGCCUAUAGACGCAACUUCGAUGCGCGGCAAAGUAGUAAUUCGAAUAUUCCACUCUGGAAACAGCGAGCCUGUGAGAAAUCACAGAAACUGCGACAAAAUGCACACUAUGUUUGCGAUGAAAAAGGUGACUUUAAGUGCCUUCCUGGGUGGCAGGGUGAUCUUUGCCAGGUGCCCAUGUGUCGAAGGGGCUGUGACCCGAUGAAUGGUUACUGCCAGCGACCCGGGGAAUGCAGAUGUCGCAUCGGAUACAGCGGCGAACUCUGCGACAAGUGCAUCCCGCUUCCUGGGUGCCAACAUGGCGGUUGCACCAAGCCAUUCGAGUGCAUCUGUAAGCCUGGCUGGGCGGGACUCUUCUGCACGGAACCAAGUUGCCGUACCGGAUGCCACAGCACCCGUGGAUAUUGCGAAGCGCCUGGGGAGUGCCGCUGCCGGAUUGGUUAUGCCGGACGCACCUGCUCCGAGUGCGCCACGAUGCCGGGCUGUCAGCACGGCACCUGCAACAAGCCACUGGAAUGCCUCUGCCUGCCCGGCUAUACCGGACUACUUUGCCAGACGCCAAUCUGUGACCCAGAUUGCAGCAAGCAGCACGGAUAUUGCCGCAAACCUGGCGAGUGCCGCUGCAAGGUGGGCUGGACGGGCAGCCAGUGCGACAAGUGCUUCCCGUAUCCGGGAUGUGCCAAUGGGGAUUGCGAGGCGCCGUGGGAGUGCAACUGCCAUCCCGGCUGGGGCGGAAUGCUGUGCGACGAGAAGCUCACCUACUGCGUGGAGCAUCCGGACACGUGCGAAAACGGGGGCAAGUGCACUUCGCUGAGUCGCGAGGAUGGGAGCUUCCAGUGCCAGUGCCGGCAGGGAUUUCUGGGCAAGAACUGCGAGAUACGCGAUGACUUUCUGCUGACCUCAGAGGUGCCACCGCGAAUCACACCGCCCACACCCGCCGAACUCGAACUGGAACUAGAUGGCGAACUGGACCAGAACGGGCAGCAGGACAUCGGCACAGGUGUGCCCGAUGACAGCGCGCCAGGAGGCGGGCUGGUUGGGGAAAAGUUGCCAGCGGGUAACGAGCCGGAGCGGCGGAAAAAUGACACCGCAGCCAACGUGGCAGCCGCAGGAGCAGGAGCUGGAGCAGGACCCAUGAAUCCACUACCCGGCAAAAGCAACGCCACAAGGACGACAUUGGUGGUGGCAACUGGAACUGGCAGCCACAAUGCGACUAAUGAAGCGUUAAGCGCCGUUACAACGAGGCGUGCCACCCCGAUUCCCCUCACAUCCGGCGAAAAAGCCGUAAAGGGUAAUGCAACAAGUGUGACGGCAGCGACAGGACCUCAGCCACGCCCCCCGCCGCCCAUCGUUGCUAGCCAGGAGCAAACAAUAGCAAAUUUGGCGCCAGCUGGAACAGGAACAGCAACAGCAACAACAGCACCAACGGCUACAACAGCAGCAACAUCCGUGACCAGCCACAAGGAUAAGCCAAAUGUGGCGGACGAGGAAGAGGACGAAGAUGACGAGGAUGAUGAGGAGGAUGAGGAUGGCGAGUACGAUGAGGAGGAGGAUGAGGACGAGGACGACGAGGAGGAUGACAGCGAUCAACUCAUACCAAAUAUUAUAUAGUUAAGAAACUGACAAAUGACAAGUAAUCCCUCUUUUAUAUACGCAUUGCUCAGUUAAGGGCCACUUAUCCAGCAUCUCAAAGCUAUUUUUUUUUGAAUAUUUAUAAACUAAUGAAUGAAACAUCCAAUUAAAAAACUCCAUCCAUUGCGAU
Molecule: messenger RNA, 1895 nt
Organism: Drosophila sechellia
Lineage: Eukaryota; Metazoa; Arthropoda; Insecta; Diptera; Drosophilidae
Gene: C901
Product: notch receptor 4 protein C901
Exons: 8
Coding region: 65-1744 (559 amino acids)
Biological process (GO): cell communication; anatomical structure development
Cellular component (GO): membrane; extracellular region; cell surface
Molecular function (GO): signaling receptor binding
Source: RefSeq, a predicted model, not a curated record